CCAUUGGUGGCGGCGGUUCUUCCAACGAGAUGCUGGUGUUGAUGUUGGUGGCGGCGGCGACCUUGCGGCUCUGCUUGCUGGCCGGAGCUCAGCAGCUGUGCCGUGUUCACACGGUGAGGACAGGAAAGGUGUUUCACGUCAGUCCGCAAAUUCAAGGGGACCAUCUGUAUUUUGCGUCUAGUUCAGCACGCUUGAUUAAACAUCCUUGCAAGAAAAACAUAGCCCUGUACCUAGGAAGACAAAUUUUUUUCACAAAAGAUAACUUCGAAAGUAGUCUCCUUCCUCUUUCCAUCCCUACAUCAAUGAAGGUCGGCGUGCCAGAAAUAACAUCAGCACACAUCGCUGGCUCAGUACUGCUCUUAGUAGUGAAUCAAAAAGUCUAUAUUUAUGAUUAUGAAGCCAAUUCCUGGAAUGCAUCUAUAGGGAUAGAACACCCUGUUUCACAUAUUUCUGGUGACAAUUGUUGUUAUAGCAGACAUCCGUUUUGUGUGGAUAUAAGUAAUUCCGUGUUUGCUUAUCUGCAUGGAGAUCAGAUAUCUCAGACCACUAUAUACGUCUCUAACUCCCGGGGGUACGAAUUUCAGAAGUUUGCCUAUGAAAGACAGGCAGAACUAGUCGGGUCUUUGGGUGGGGUCUUCUACUUUCACUCCUUGUCACAGGCUGGGCUGCUUCUCAUUGAUCAAGGGAAGGCUAUGUUCAGCUACUCAGAACACCCCCUGAACCGCAGUUUGGGGCUCCCCUUUGACUACAACGGGACCCUUGACAUCCUCAUCACCCCCGGCCAGAAGGGCAUGCUGAUCUUGUGGUUUGAGAGGAGCCUGUUGGUUUCUGGAAACGCGGGUCAGUUCGUCGACACUGUACACGUGAAUGAAGAACCCUAUGUCUUGUACUCCUCUGUGUCCGAGGCCAGCAUCACCAUCCACAGCAUCGCUGCCAAUCAGAACGAGCUGGCAGUUUUAACUCAAGAGAACAAUUUGUAUUAUGGCAGCCUUGGAAUCCUGCCGAGCCAUCUAGUCAAAUUUUCAGGCCAAAACAUCUGGUCCCAAGAGGCAGCCCUGAUGUUCAAUGAUGUGGGGAGGCUGGAAAUAUUGACCCCGCUCCCCGAUGCGAAGUUUCCAGCCUUUGAUUUCCAGAAGUGCCCUUUGAAUAUUCAGGCAAUUCUCAUGGAUCCCAAACUCCACGUUGACCUUUGCAAAGUCGAGCUUCUACAGGGAGAAUUUGACAACAAGAUGUACAUCAUCGACAUGAACAGCAACCUGGAGCUGACGGCGCUCAUGAUAUCACGGCCCGGCACGUCGCCUGUCCCGCUGGCAAUGGUGAGCAACCCCCACUCCCUGGGGCUGCAGGUCAUCAUCUAUGAGGAUGGCUACACCUACGACGGAAAUACCAAGCACAGGCUGAACAUUUCCCUGAGGCAGCAGCACCACUGGGGCACAGCCGACCCCAACUUCACCUCCAGCAUAAAGAGACCCACAGUAUCUACCAUCACUCUGGACGUAGCCAACAAGGAAGUUUCAUGUGUGGACCUCAAGCCACUGACGGCACUCAUCUCAGUGGGCUGUGACCAGGGGAAAAAGAUCGUCAUUCAAAACGAAAUCUCGGCCUGUCACAAGGGCAUCCUGGAUCCCGUGGGCCUUCAGGACAACUACAGCUACGUCAUCGAGAAGGAAGCGUAUGACCCCAACUUCCAGGGACAGAUGUCCCACGAAGACCUGGUGGUUUACUACCGGUACGAGAAGCUGGGCUGCCCGCACCUCGUCUACUACAACACCCCCUGGAGGCCGGUGGUGGAACUGUGGCGGGAAGGAAAGUUCCAGGAGGUGACGACGGCGGAGUUCGUCCUGCUGGAGGUGAACGGGCUGUUCACGUACACGUACUCCCUGACCGCCCGCACGGCGCUCUGCAGGUCCCAGCCGCAGAACUGGACCACGGUCAUGGACAGCGCAGGCAACACAAAGCCCUUCCCCUGGGACCGAGAGAACUACAUCAGCUGCCAUGACCUCAACGAUGACGCCCCUUUGAAGUGGCCAGAUGUCCCGUAUCAGAUCCUGGGAGGCCCAACAGCAAACAAGGUUAUUUUUGAGCAAAGGAAUGGGAUCUACAUCUUCUUCCUUUCUAUCGUGGAUCCGUACUACAGCUACUGUCACCUGGAAACCACCUUCAGUGUCUACGUCUACGGGGCCUUGCCCCUGUCCAUCAUCCCCAAGACGGUCACCGUCAUCCCGCUCAUAAUGGCCAUCCUGCUGUCCGUGUGGUUGGCCCACAUGGUCCCCAAGCUGCUGCACACCAAGAAGGGCCUCAGGCUCAAGGAGUUCUGGGUCAGUCUGUGCCGGAGAUGCAGACGGCUCUGCACGUUUUCCCGAGGCAGACGCUGAGCGCACACCAGCGGGGCCGAGUUGUCCUGAAAUAAAGCGUUCUGGAAAAAAGGCAGCGGCA
Hyaena hyaena (striped hyena) is the source of this 2436-nucleotide messenger RNA. It is a transcript of the gene CATSPERD, whose product is annotated as cation channel sperm associated auxiliary subunit delta. The coding region runs from base 30 to 2375 and encodes 781 amino acids. NCBI's taxonomy places the organism in Eukaryota, Metazoa, Chordata, Mammalia, Carnivora, Hyaenidae. The transcript is spliced from 22 exons. The record is from RefSeq and is a predicted model, not a curated record. Gene Ontology annotation, cellular component: sperm principal piece; CatSper complex. Gene Ontology annotation, biological process: flagellated sperm motility; sperm capacitation.